Argentina anserina (silverweed cinquefoil) is the source of this 1367-nucleotide messenger RNA. RefSeq lists its product as uncharacterized. Lineage: Eukaryota; Viridiplantae; Streptophyta; Magnoliopsida; Rosales; Rosaceae. The transcript is spliced from 5 exons. Gene Ontology annotation, molecular function: carbohydrate binding; aldose 1-epimerase activity. Bases 143 to 1240 code for a protein of 365 amino acids. Gene Ontology annotation, biological process: glucose metabolic process; beta-D-galactose catabolic process via UDP-galactose, Leloir pathway. The record is from RefSeq and is a predicted model, not a curated record.
AAGUCAAACACUACACAAGCGGCAAGCACCAUCAGAGCUCAGCCACAAUGAACAAACACAGUUUGUUCUGACUUGUCUUUUUCUUUGGAGCCCUCUGCCUCUCUCAUUUAUAAGUACCCCAUUAGUCUCGUGUAUUGAGAAAAUGGCCAACAUUUCUGUACUGCUUUGUUUGGUCAUCACCAUUUUCGUAGCUUCUGGGUUUGCUAAUGGUUCUGGUCAUGAACCAAAGGAGAAGGUUGGUGUUUAUGAGCUCAAGAAGGGUGAUUUUUCUGUCAAAUUCACCAAUUGGGGUGCAACUAUCAUCUCCCUAAUCCUGCCUGACAAAAAUGGAAAGCUGGCUGAUGUUGUUCUUGGAUAUGAUUCAGUGAAUGAGUACAAGAAUGAUACUUCAUACAUUGGUGCCAUUGUUGGUCGCUUUGCUAACAGAAUCGGUGGCGCUCAGUUUACUUUGAAUGGAACACACUACAAGCUAGUUGCUAAUGAAGGGAAAAACAUACUCCAUGGUGGGCUUAGAGGAUUUAGUGAUUGUAUUUGGAAAGUGAAGAAGCAUAAAAAUGGAGGUCCUACUCCUUCCAUUGUCUUCACUUACCAUAGUACUGAUGGGGAACAAGGGUUUCCUGGAGAUGUUAUUGUCACUGUCAGCUACACUCUCCUUGGAGACAAACAAUUGAGCAUCAAAAUGAAAGCUAAGGCGCUAAACAAGCCAACUCCGGUGAAUUUAGCUACGCAUGUUUACUGGAACCUUGGCGGCCACAAUAGUGGUGACAUUCUCUCCCAAAAAGUUCAGAUCUUUGGAUCCAAAAUCACUCUGGUAGACAGUGGCCUCAUCCCCACCGGAAAAUAUGCAUCGGUGAAAGGAACACCUUAUGAUUUCCUCAAGCCUCAGGCUGUUGGAAGCAGGAUCGACAAGCUCAAGCUAACCAAAGGUUAUGACAUCAACUAUGUACUUGAUGGCCCAGCUGGCAACAAGUUGAAGCGCGCCGCUGUGGUGCAUGACAGCAAGUCAGGAAGGAUGUUGGAGCUCUCAACAAAUGCUCCCGGUAUGCAGUUCUACACAAGCAACUAUCUCAAAGAUGUGAAGGGGAAAGGCGGGUUUGUAUACCAACCACGUGCGGCAUUGUGCUUGGAAACUCAGGGAUUUCCGGAUGCUGUGAACCACCCAAAUUUCCCUUCAACAAUUGUGACUCCAACAAAGUCCUACAAGCAUUAUAUGCUGUUCAAGUUUUCUACUACAGCUUAAUCAUAUGACCAGGAGCGUGCAUUAACUGUUUCAUUUGUAGUGGAUGCUUUAGAUUUGCUAUUUAGUGCUCCACUGCUUGUAAAACCAGCUCCGACAAUUGAAUAAAGGAAUGCGAGGUUUUCAAAGU